GCGCUCGGCCGGCAGAUGGCGCCAGAUCUCGCCGCUUGGCCGGCCGCCCGCGGGCAGCGCAGCGCGCACCUCCAGACAGGCGCACAAAGCGGCGGGGCGAAGCCGUCUCGGGGCUCGCCGCGGCUCCGACCCACAGGCAGGGAACGAGCAGCGGCAGCGGCUGCACGCGCCGAGCCCAGCGCCCCGGCCGGCCCGAAGAUGACUAGGAUAGUGGUAAUUGUUGCUUGGUGUUUUCUGCAAGUGGAAGGCAGGCAUCCAGAAACCCUCCCCAGUCACCACAACAAUGGCAAUUUCUUGGACAACGACAAGUGGCUGAGCACCGUUUCGCAAUAUGAGAAAGAUAAAUACUGGAACAAAUUCAGGGAUGAAGUUGAGGAUGAUUAUUUCAGAAACUGGAACCCAAACAAACCAUUUGAUCAAGCUCUUGAUCCAUCCAAAGACCCAUGUUUGAAGGUAAAGUGCAGCCCCCAUAAAGUGUGCGUCACUCACGACUAUGAGACUGCUAUUUGUGUAAGCCGUAAGCAGCUGGUUCACAGCCUUUGGCAAAAGAAAGGAAAUCUGGCCCCGAAACAUUGGAUUGGACCGGCCAAUUUAGUCAAGUGCAAGCCAUGUCCAGUGAUGCAUGCCAGCCCUGUCUGUGGCUCUGAUGGACAUACUUACACUUCCAAGUGCAAGUUGGAGUUUCAUGCUUGUACUUCUGACAAAACUAUCGCAGCACGAUGUGAGGGGCCCUGCCCAUGUCUUCCAGGACAAGAAAGCCCAAAACACAGAGCUGAGAAGACUGGAAGUGUUAAGAAAGUUAUGUUGUCAGCUAGUGUAUGA
Messenger RNA from Chrysemys picta bellii (western painted turtle), 822 nucleotides. The record is from RefSeq and is a predicted model, not a curated record. Lineage: Eukaryota; Metazoa; Chordata; Testudines; Emydidae.